Messenger RNA from Galleria mellonella (greater wax moth), 1622 nucleotides. RefSeq names its product leucine-rich repeat-containing protein 71-like. The record is from RefSeq and is a predicted model, not a curated record. NCBI's taxonomy places the organism in Eukaryota, Metazoa, Arthropoda, Insecta, Lepidoptera, Pyralidae. Gene Ontology annotation, molecular function: protein binding.
AUAGAUUUUGACGAAUUAUUAGAAGAGUUUAUUAUUUUAUUGAUUUAUUUUGAUAAUUAUAUUUUAUUUUACUAUAAAAUGAAAGCAUCCAGACUGGGAUCCGUCCAAUCAAUAAAAUCCAUUCGGUCCCUUAAAUCUGUGCACAGUACUUUGGGUGAUGAUAUGAAAAAAAAAUUUGAGACAUAUCUCCCUGUAGUUUGCAAAAAUUUUCCUAACGAAAUUCCUUACCCCGUCAUUGUUAAGAAGGAAUAUCAGCGCGAUGACUUUUUUCAAACACUUAAACAAGAAGAAACUGUUAAAUAUAAAAAGAUAACUGUUAAACUUAAUGAUAUAGUCAAUAAAGCUAUUUCACAAGUAGACGUAGAAAAACAUGAUGAAAAAUUAACAACUGGUGCUAGCACUGACUCCGAAUUAUUAGCCAAAGGGAAUACUAUUUUAAUUACUGCUUUAUAUGACAAUAUGAAACGUCUCGCUGAAAUAGUGAUUUACGAUAUGAAAGUGCCAAGAGGGUUAAUUCAAAUUAUAGGGUACUUAGCACCGUCAUAUAAGUUGAUCAAGUUGACGAUACGGUCUUGUCGUAUUGAUUUGUAUACGAUUCACGAAUUAGCUAAAAAGCUUCCGCUAUCUUCAAUUACCGAUGUAUGCCUGGAUGGAUCCUUAAUACCAGAAGGAAACUUUUAUAUUUUAUUGGACACUAAAUAUGUGAGGUUAAAUAUUUCUCUAUGCAGAUGUCAAAUCAACGAUGAAGUUUGUAAGUUGAUCGCAUUGAAAUUAUGCAACCCGUGUCCAGCCGAGAAGAGUUUAUUGCUUCUGAAUCUGACAUCUAAUCACAUAACGGAUACAGGAGCGAAAUAUUUAAGUCAAGCUCUAAGAACAAACAGACAUUUGCGGUAUUUGAACUUAACAGAUAACCGUAUUGGUGAUGACGGAGCUGGCUGCAUAUUUGACAUUUUAAAACGUUUUCCCUUAACGUAUGAUGAAAACACAAAUAAACGGAAUAGGUAUAUGGAAUAUUUAAAAACGAGAAAUGCAGUGUAUCUAAAGUACUUGGAUGAAUUAUAUGCUAAUAGAUCAUAUGACGAAUAUAGUCAGAGUAGUAAAAUAAAUAAAAAAAAGAAAACUUCCGCAACAUUUCUGAAGAGUAGAGCUAGUUCAAGGCAAGAAUCUAAAAAAGAAAAAAUGCCCAUUAGCUUGGAAGAAAGUAAAUGUAGAGCAGAAAUGAUAGCUAGGGAGUUGGUUGGACCGUUCCGUCAUCCAUUUAAUAGUGGUUCCGUAAAGUUGGAAGAUGGCCAGUAUUACUGUGUUGGUAAUAUGGUACUUUGUUAUUUGAAUUUAUCCUACAACAAUUUGACCUAUUUGACUGUCAAUAAACUUUAUAGUGUAUUACAAUAUCAAUCUGAAGCAAAAAAACUGAAUGAAACUGGAUUAAUGAAAGUUAUUUUAGACGGCAAUUACAUGCCAAUAAUUUGUGAAGAAUAUAAUAUUAUUGUUAAAUUUUUAAAUAAAAGUUUAUCUAAUUUUGGAGGAAAACUGUUUUCAGAAAUUGGUAAAAGAAAAGGUCGUAUUGGUGCAAGAAUAUCAAUGGUACCUGAACGUAAUAUACCUAAGAAAUAAAAAGUCAU